Messenger RNA from Miscanthus lutarioriparius, 1512 nucleotides. The record is from the annotation of a GenBank genome assembly. Lineage: Eukaryota; Viridiplantae; Streptophyta; Magnoliopsida; Poales; Poaceae.
AUGGAGUCGGAGCCGCCGCAGCGGUGGGCGGCGACGUACACGAAGCAGGUGAAGCAGAAGCGAAAGGCCUACCAGGACGGUGCCCUCCUCCUCUACCCCGCCUCAGGCCGCCUCGUCCUCCUCGACGAUGCCGGCGAUACCCUGGAGUCCAGAUUCCUCCGCUCCAGUGAGGAAAUCUCCUCUGGGGCCGCACUCUCCUUCCAGGCCCACCUCGUCGACGUCGGCGAGCCCGAGGACGGCCCCGCCAGGUACACAUCCUCCUCCGCCUCUGCCACCGCUGGUUCCAGGAACGCGCGCCGCGGCGGUGGCGCCAGGGCGCGCCCUCCGAGCUCGGGGAGGGUGUUCCCGCCACGCGUGCCCCGCACGUUUGUGAACCCGUCGAAGAGUCCCGGCUGCGGUGAUGGAGGCGAAGGUGAAACAGCGGGUUCUGGCAGAGCCGAUGUGGCGGAAUCGAAGUUCCAAGAGUGGACCGCGCUUUACACCUCCCAGCUGACUCAGAAGGCUAAGAAGUACCAUGAUGGCUUGGUGAGGCUUGUGCAAAUUGGUCCUCAAGUGAAGCAGAUCGUUUUGCUCGAUGAAGAUGCCCAAGUACUGUGCAGCAGGCAUCUCAAGUCAGGGGAAUCCGUUGAAAGUGGGAAGAAAUGCCAUUUUCCUAAUUAUCUGGUAGAUAUUUGUGAGGCCAAAAAUCAGAAUAAAGAGCAUACCUCAGAGGAAUCUAUGGUGCACACAAAACCAAUGAAUGGGAAGAGUACAAGUAACAAGAUGGGAAUGGGUGCAUUGAAUCUUGAGAACACUGACUCAGAAGUCACUGCUAGCUCUGGCAAGCCAGAGACUGACAAUGCUGAAGCAGUGUCUGCUGACCAACCAGGGAGCCUUAUCGAAGCAGAUUCAGAUUUCAAAGAAUGGAAUGCCUUGUAUACCACCCAACUAACUCAAAAGGCAAAGAAAUACCAUGAUGGCAUCAUAAGGCUCAUGCAAAGUGGCUCACACGCAAGGCAGAUUGUUUUAUUGGAUGAAUAUGGUGAAGAGCUUGGCAGCAGAUACCUCAAGUCAGUUGAAUCUGUUGAAAGUGGGAAGAGAUUCCAGAUGCCUAACUAUCUUAUUGAUGUCUGUGAGUUUAGAAAUCAGAAGAAUGAGCCUAGACACUCUUCGAAGGAGGCUUUGAGUCAGACAGGACUGAGAAAUGAAGAGAAUACAAGUGACAAACUGAGUGGAAAAAGUAAAUCACCAAAGUUUGUUAGUCCAUUUAAGUGCCAAGAUCUUCGGAAGAGUCACUGGGAAAGCACUACAAGCUCCAAAAGGCCACAGAUUGGCCCAACUUCCAGUAACUUGGAUGCUCCACCAAAUUUCAAUGAUCCUUGGAGUAAAUCAGACUACAAUGUCAAUAGAAGGGCUGACUGUAGUGAAUCAGCAUUUGACAUACAGAGGGCCACAGCUACCAAUCCUUGUCCUGCAUUUGGCAAAUUAAGUUCUACCAGGGAUCUGCCACAGUUUCAUGGUACUGGAGCUUAA